AUGCGCAGAGGCAUCGCUUUCCUCUACCCGUGCGCGGUGGUGGUGGCUGUGGUGGUCAGCGCAGCGGUGGUGUUGGCGGCGCCGAUGUACAAGGUGGAGCUGGUGCAGGUGGUGCACCGCCACGGAGCCCGCUCCCCGCUCGUCGAUGACAACCACACACUCAUCUGCGGCACUGAGUUCCCGUGCGGGUUUCUCAACUACGAGGGUCAGGCGAUGCUAGUGAACUUGGGUGAGUACCUGCGCCAUCGCUACACGGAGGACCGUUCGGUCGUGUCGACGCCAUACUUCCCGUACAGCUGGUACAACCUAUCUAUCUCGUAUACGCGCUCGACGGAUGUGCUGCGCACGCUACAGAGCGCCAACGGGCUUCUGCGGGGCCUCUUCCCGAACAACUCAGAUUUCUUUCCUGCGAUCCACACGGUGGGAAGCGAGGGGGAUGUGCUACUGCACAGCUCGAUGGUGCCGAUGAUUCGCGCUCGCUUCAAUUACGCGAAGCAGGAGCGGCGGGCCGCGUGCGACCAGGUGUUAGACAGACUAAUGUCAUUUGAUCAGCUGCAGGCGGUAGCGGCGGAGGUACACUCGCAGGGGUUUUGCGCCAACUACACCCUGCGCUCGCGUUGUGCGGAGCGGUUGUGCGACAUUGGGCGCGCAUACGAGUCCACUGGCCGCUUGGGAAGCCUCCCGCUGCUUAAUCGACACCUGGAAGACGUGUGUGCUGUGACAGCGAUGAGCUCACAUUUCUGUUUCGCUUACAACGCCAGCAAUCCCGUCCAUCAGAAGCAAGGUGCACCGUUCUACCACCUGGCGAAACUGCUGGUGAGCAACAUGCUGGCGCACCAGCAGCGCGAGACGGCGCCGCCGUACAAGCUGUACGAGUACAGUGCACACGACACCACUAUCUCGCCCCUGGCGGUUUCCUUCGGUGAAAGCUCGAUGGAGGCGAUGCUGCCGCCCUUCGGCACAGCGUUUAUCAUGGAACUCCUGUCGCUGACGGACGCGCCUGCCGCGUCGUCGCGCUUCUACGUGCGGCUGCUGCGCGGCCACUCUGGUGCGAAGCCGGAGAGCAACUUCACCUUCGCUCUGAGUCACUUCGACAUGCGCUGCAGGGAUGCGACAGGCAAUACGUACAUUGCGACGGACAACAUAUGUCCCUUCACCGACUUUGAGCGCUUUAUAGACUCCACCGCGCCAACGAGCCCGAUGGGCACGUGCUACCUAGAUCCUGGUCUGCUGCUCCGCAUGGACUGUCCGAUUGACACCUCCGGCGACAACCGCAGCUUGUCCGAGGACUGCCUCUUCUACCGCAAGCACUGCAGCAAUUACUCGUGCGGCACCGGCUACUACCUCGACGCAAUCGACUACAACUGCCACCGCAUCCCGGCGAACAACUCGACGACUGUGUCGUCGCCCAUGUCUAGCGGCGGCAUUGCUGCCCUGAGCAUCGUGCUCUUCAUCAUUGGCGGAGUGGCGAGCAUCGGCGGCAUGGAGGUGUGGAAGCGCUACAAGAAGUUCAAAGGGCAGCAAUCCGAGGUGCUUAUCGUCUGA
Leishmania major strain Friedlin is the source of this 1545-nucleotide messenger RNA. It is a transcript of the gene MBAP, whose product is annotated as membrane-bound acid phosphatase precursor. Gene Ontology annotation, biological process: dephosphorylation. Gene Ontology annotation, molecular function: phosphatase activity. Bases 1 to 1545 code for a protein of 514 amino acids. The transcript has a single exon. The record is from RefSeq and is a predicted model, not a curated record. NCBI's taxonomy places the organism in Eukaryota, Euglenozoa, Kinetoplastea, Trypanosomatida, Trypanosomatidae.